Messenger RNA from Adineta steineri, 1239 nucleotides. NCBI's taxonomy places the organism in Eukaryota, Metazoa, Rotifera, Eurotatoria, Adinetida, Adinetidae. The record is from the annotation of a GenBank genome assembly.
AUGGUAAUCAUUGUAAUGCCAUUAUAUAUACUGUUGAUUUUGCAAUUAUUUUCAUGUGUUUCGACUGAAAAUAAAACAAGAUUAACUUUCGAUGAAUGUUUUGAUUAUACUACAUUUCCACUAUUAGCAUUUUCUCCAACUGGUCAGCAUUUACUUAUUCAAACAAGACGUUCAUCGUGGAACACGAAUUCUUUUGAGAAUACUUUAUGGCUUUAUGAUAUACAAAAUCAAACAAAAAAAAUAAUUACAACAAAUCUUCAUAAAUCAAUCAAACCACAAUGGUUACCAAGUGGUAAUUUUAUUGCAUUAUUUCCAAACAACCAUUCAUCAAUAAACAAGACUGAUGAUCAACAAUAUAUUUAUUUAUAUUCUCUCAUAUCCGAUGAACUAUUACCUAUCAAUAUCGGAAAAGAUGUUCCUUCAACUUUUACUUGGUCUAGCAAUGAUUCAUCACUUUACUUCGUUACCACUAAUAUGGAGUCAAUCGUUGAUAAAAAUAAUGAAUGGAAAGACGUUAAUCAAUAUCGACAAAAUUUAAUGCAUAAAAGUAGUACAAUCUAUCGUAUAGAUUUCGAUUUCAACGAUCUCUCGUUACCUAUAGAAAAACAAAUCAUUCGAAAUGUAUCUACUCUCAUUGGUCAGUUAUUAUAUACUUCAUUUGAAGAAAAACUUAUCUUCACAUCCGUAGCUACACUUCUGGAAAAUCCAGAUAGUUUCGAAAUCUAUUCGAUUGAUCUACGAAAUACAUCUGCAUUAUCUAAAUUGACAAAUAAUGAAGCAAUUGAAUUUGAAUUACAGUUAUCGAUCGACGGUAAACAUGUCCUAUUUCGAACAUUAUCUCUUAAUUCGAAUAAAGGAAAACUGAAUAAUACACAAUUUCGUCUUCAUUCAUUAAAUUUAAUCAAUGGACAAAUAACACGUUUAGCAGAAAAUUUCCAUGGUAAUAUUAAUGGACAUGCAUUCAAACAUGAUUCUAGUAUUUAUAUACUUGGACAAUUAGGAACAGAAGUACAAAUUUAUACGCAACAUUUACCAAUGAAAGAUUUAAUUCAACAUAAUGGAUGGAAUGGAACAUACGAAUCGAUUAUAUUAUCUCAUGAUAAUGAAUCAAUUGCAUUUGUUUAUUCAUCGUUCGAAAAACCAAUGGAAGUUUAUUUCAUUAAUAAUAUUAAUCAAUUGGAAUUAGCACAAGUAAUAACUAAUGAAAAUAAUUUAUUUACUCAAAGAAAUUUACCUUAA